Messenger RNA from Colletotrichum acutatum, 1125 nucleotides. RefSeq lists its product as uncharacterized. NCBI's taxonomy places the organism in Eukaryota, Fungi, Ascomycota, Sordariomycetes, Glomerellales, Glomerellaceae. The annotation marks the transcript as partial. The record is from RefSeq and is a predicted model, not a curated record. The transcript is spliced from 5 exons.
AUGCUACCUUGUUCAUCCAGCAUUUCGCGAUUCAAGCAAAUUAUAAACCAUUCCAACCAAAAGGGAAUAAGGGACGAACAUCUUCAAGAGAACUCCAGGGAUAUCCUCAAAGAGUCGUCCGUGGAAGAUGCUGGUCCGUCUCUGAUGCUUAUCAGCGAGGCGGUCCAACAGCUUGUGGCAUUGGGUGGACUCCGCUGCGUCGUCUCCAAGUGCCAAGUCUCCACGAAGAGAACCGGCAACCCGCAGUCCAAGAAGCACCCCAACGAAGAGCAGCAUCAGGCCACGACCGCUCUUAUCACCUCUGCAGAAUUCUCCUGGGAAGGCAGGUUCCGGAGACCGACAGCAGUCUGCGCAAUCUGGUUCACCAAGUUCGCCAGGCAACCAGAAGAAGUACAGGAACAAGCGAGCGGUUCAAAUGGUGAGCCAGGAGAUGUUCUCUCAAUUCAAUACUGUGAAGCUGCUCAUAUCUACCCUUUUGCCUCCAUCAAGAAGAGUGGCACGAUCGUGACGAGCGUGCACGCUCUAAUAAAAGUUUUCGGACGGGGGACAGCUCAAAGAUUCACUGAUGCUCUCAGAAUGGUCGACCUGGACUCUACCGUCAACCUGAUCUGCCUUGACCAUAUUCCGCGUCGAAUGUUUAACGACGGCAGACUAGCCCUGCAGCCAAUCAAUAGAGGCACCCAAUCGAACGGCGACCACUUCAUUCGCUUGCGCGUGCAUUUGCUGCAGACACAGGCGAGGCAAUACGAACUACGCGCAUGGAGAAGCGAUCUGGCGCAAGAUCCCUAUGAGCUGCUGGAGAAUUUCCAGCUCGGCGACGACGAGCCUCAAAAACCCCGCCUCGUUUCUUCAGUGACCCAGCGCGGAAUUAGUGAUGGCCACAAAUUUGAUAUCACUGCAAAGACGCAAGAAGAUCUUCCAAAUUGGGACCUCGAACUCAGAUACCGCAUUAGUGUGAUGAAUCAUCUGAUUAGCGCUGCCGGUGUUUCAAAUGAGGAGGCUGGUGAAUCCGAUGAAGAAGUAUCUGAUGAGGAGUUCGAAGAUAUUGAUGUGGUCGAAGGUGCCAUCAGAAACCUAGAGGAAAUCGCGAAGCAGAGGUUGGAGGAGGCGGAUGAGGAUGAUGUU